UAUGCAGUAGAGAAUUUCUUCCGGGGAUUGGAUCACGGCACAUAUCUUGAAAUGGGCGCAUUCGAUGGGGUAAAAUUCAGUAAUACUUUGCAUCUUCGGAAGGCUCAUGGCUGGCGCGGGCUCUUGAUAGAACCAAAUCCCACUUCUUACUCUGCACUGGUGAGGAACCGUCCUGACGAUGUAUGUGUCAAUGCCGCUAUUUGCGCCAACCCUUCUUUGGUUCAUUUUGUUGAAGCUGGUGGAGCCACUGCUGGGAUAUAUGAGUUCAUGUCGGCUUCUUUUUUGGACACAUGGUAUAAGGGAUUGAAU
This is a messenger RNA of Coccomyxa subellipsoidea C-169, 309 nucleotides long. RefSeq lists its product as hypothetical. Lineage: Eukaryota; Viridiplantae; Chlorophyta; Trebouxiophyceae; Coccomyxaceae. The annotation marks the transcript as partial. The transcript has a single exon. The record is from RefSeq and is a predicted model, not a curated record.